GUGACGUAUACGCAUCAGCUGAUCUGCAUGUGCCUCCAUAAUUCAGAUUCAGACGUAUUUUCACGUAUGUGUGAACACAUAUUUUUUAGUUAAUCGAUUCUAUUGUUUAUAUCUAAAGGGUCACCUAGUUUGCUUUGAAAUCAUGAAGAUUUCAAUCAGGGAAACGAUGUAUAUGUUUGACCCGCCGACAAAUAUGAUACUGACUUUGAGCCGUUAUAACGUUUUACGACUUUACCUGUUAAUAAACUUGGUAGUUCAGUUACAUUUGAAAAGAAAUGUUCUAAAAUUUAGAAAGAAAAGGCAUUUUUGAUAUUAAAAAUAAAUAAAUUGUGUAAAUUUUGAAUCAUCAGCAGAUAUUACUAAAACACAGAUUGAAAUUAAAAUGAACCAACAAUGGAUUAUUGUUUACCUAUUAGUAGCAUGUACACAUCUAUCACAUCAGAGAUCAACGCCCAAUUCACCAACAUAUAGAGCAGCUGUUCUAAACUAUUUUUCAGCAUAUGUGUCAAAUAAUACUGAGUUAACUUUAAAUAUGAAUUGUGCUGAAUAUGUCAAACUUAUUGAGAUAGCUCAAACAAUGGAUGUUGAUAUAAUUGUUUUUCCCGAAUAUGGAUUAACAAGUAUUGAUUUAUUAACAAUUGAUGAUAUAUCCAGUUGGGCAACUGAAAUUCCCUAUGUUACAGAUAACUACGUACCUUGUACAAAACGAAGUGGGUCAGUAAACGAUGUACUGAUUAAAAUAUCAUGUGCUGCAAAGCAGAAUCGUAUCUAUGUGGUGAUCAAUGUUGUUGAGAGGACAUAUUCAUUUCAAACGAAAAAAACAAUUUAUUACAGUAGCAAUGUUGUGUUUGAUCGCACAGGAAGAAUUAUUGCUAAGUAUCGUAAAACGAUUAUUUCUGAAAAGGAAGCACAAUUAUUUGAUUUUCCACUGUGGAACCAGAUAAAGCAGCUUUUAACACUGACGGAUCAAGACGAAGCAAUUUUUAAUACCGAUUUUGGAGUAAAAUUUGCAACUUUUACAAGCUAUGAUAUAUUGUUUUCUGAACCUGCAUUACAAUUUACAAGAAUGAAAAACAUUACUGAUAUUGUACAUCCUACAGUAUGGUAUUCUGAAACACCGUUCUUCACAGCUACGCAAAUAGAAGCAGGAUGGUCAUUUGCCGAAAACGUAAAUCUAUUAACUUCUAGUUAUAACAGACCUACCUCUAGUAAUACAGGCGGUGGAAUUUACUUAGGUCGUAAAGGACUAGGUAAAGUAAUACUGCCCAACACAGAUUCACUAAUAACGUAUGACGUACCUAAAAUCAAUAGGAAUAAAUUGGAAUCUUUGAAGUUAUCCAGUUUUGCUUAUUACUAUCAUGACUUUAUACACAACUCCACCAAGCAGAAAAUUCAGGUGCAAAACGAAGAUGGAAAUAAAUUAUGUAAGAGACAAGAAGAUAUCAACGUCAGUGAAAAAAAUAAAGUAUUUUUAUAUCGUAGUUACGAUAACGGAAUUCCUUUGGAAUAUAACAUAACAAAACAAUUUCAAGAAGAUGUUCACAUCGAUGGUUUCUGUUGCAAGUUUAAAGGACACAUUGAAAAAGUAGAUCCAUGCAUAAAAUAUCGUUUUGUCAUUUUUAAGCAACAGCGUGGUAUUUUCAAUAUCGCAGGAGGUGUACUCGCAUGCGGUAUAAUUCAAUGUUCGAGCAAUUCGAUCGAGUCGUGCGGUUCGGUGGAAAAAUCGGAAACUUUAUUUAAGAAUCUUGAAAUCACAGCAGAAUUUAAAAAUGAUAAAAAUCUUUUGAUCAUGCCCUCAACAUUAAAUUCAAAUUUACUUCCGCUUAACAAUUGGAUGUAUAGUGAAAAUAUUCAUGGUAAUGAUAUGUCAGUUACUAUAUCCUUAAAUAAAGCAACAAACAAUAUAGUAACAUUUGGAUUAUAUUUGAGAAACUUUAGUGCAGACCACAUAAUAUAAAGAUCAAAUAACAAUAUUUGAGCAUAUUUUAUUAUGAAAGACAAGUAUUAAUUAAUAUUGUUAAUAGCCUUGUUGAUAUUGUCGCAAAGAAUUUAUACUUAUCUAUUUAAUAUAAAAUAGGUGUGAUAACUGACAUAUAUGACUGACACACGAAUUAAUUUAUAAUUGUUAUUUAUUUCUAUUAAUUUGCAGUAUGUAAUAUCUGAAAAAGUAAAUGUACGCAGAAUAUGUAUGACUUUUGAGAUAGUUUGUAUAUUAAAUGCACAUAAUUUUUAUAUUUUUGAUAGAUCUUAAACAUAUUGAUCGUAAAC
Messenger RNA from Linepithema humile (Argentine ant), 2268 nucleotides. RefSeq names its product vanin-like protein 1. NCBI's taxonomy places the organism in Eukaryota, Metazoa, Arthropoda, Insecta, Hymenoptera, Formicidae. The record is from RefSeq and is a predicted model, not a curated record.